This is a messenger RNA of Oncorhynchus gorbuscha (pink salmon), 4044 nucleotides long. RefSeq names its product poly(rC)-binding protein 3-like. NCBI's taxonomy places the organism in Eukaryota, Metazoa, Chordata, Actinopteri, Salmoniformes, Salmonidae. Gene Ontology annotation, molecular function: mRNA binding. Gene Ontology annotation, cellular component: nucleus; cytoplasm. Gene Ontology annotation, biological process: negative regulation of mRNA splicing, via spliceosome. The record is from RefSeq and is a predicted model, not a curated record. The coding region runs from base 593 to 1915 and encodes 440 amino acids. The transcript has 13 exons.
UAUUGAAGUAGGGAGCAGCUUGCUAAUCUGUCAGAGAAUCUAAACAACCAACAAUUUAAUGACGUAGUUUACAAAGCGUUUCUACGGGAUUUUCUCGUUAAUUCUUUUGUUGACCGUAAAUUGUUCGACUUCUACAAUGUCCUCCAUGCAGUCACUGUAAUUAUAGCUCUCUCAGGACAGUGUCCUGCAGAAGAGCCACUUUGCUCUGCCCUCACUCCACAGAGCGAUGCCUCCCUUGUGUCACUGACAUGGAGAGAUGCAGGUUCACUUGCCCUGCGUAGGGGCUUAUCUAGGGCUAAGCUAGGGGGACGGACAAAUAGCAAAGCCAGCCUCAACCCAGCCAGCCGGACUAAGGGCACAGAAAGCCAUCUGUCCCUUCUCUGUGCAAUAACUGACAACAAAGGGGGUCAAACAUUUAACGAGGACUGUAAAACUAGGGGACUAUUCAUUCUGGAGUGACAAAGAAGAGAGGAAGAGGAACAAAUAUUUAUACUAAAACAGCAGGUGUGGCAUGCCGGCAAAGCGUUGUAUUCAUCUAUUGGUGUUGAGUGUUGUAUGAAGCUGAGCGUCUAGACCGUUGAUAAGUGUGAAUAUGUCUGACAAGGAAGGUGGGGCCUCAGAGGGGGGGCUGAAUGUUACCCUCACGUUACGGCUUCUGAUGCAUGGGAAGGAAGUGGGCAGCAUAAUUGGAAAGAAAGGGGAAACCGUCAAAAAGAUGAGAGAGGAGAGUGGCGCUCGCAUCAACAUUUCGGAGGGAUCUUCUCCAGAGAGGAUUGUUACCAUCACAGGACCAACAGAGGGCAUCUUCAAAGCUUUCUCUAUGAUCGCUGAGAAGUUUGAGGAGGACAUUACAGCUGCAAUGACAAACAGCACGGUAACAAGCCAUCCUCCAGUGACACUCCGCCUUGUGUUCCCAGGGAGUCAGUGUGGCUCCUUGAUAGGCAAAGGAGGCUCCAAGAUCAAGGAGAUCAGAGAGACCACAGGUGCUCAGGUGCAGGUUGCAGGGGACAUGCUGCCAGAAUCCACUGAGAGAGCUGUCACUAUCUCAGGCACUCCUCAGGCCAUCACACAGUGUGUCAGACACAUCUGCUCUGUCAUUCUGGAAUCACCACCCAAAGGAGCAACUAUCCCAUAUCGCCCCAAGACCAUGCCAGGAGCCGGUCAUCCAGUAUUUCAACAACAACAUCAACAUCAACAACAACAUGCUUCACAAGCCUUCACACUUCAAGGACAGUAUGCGUUUCCACAUCAAGAUUUGACCAAGCUUCACCAGUUGGCUAUGCAGCAUAUCCCCCUCCCUUCCCUUGGGCAAAGCAACCCUACCUUCCCUGGAAUGGAUGCCUCUGUCGCCACAAGUUCUCAGGAGCUGGCGAUACCCAACGACUUUAUUGGCAGUAUAAUUGGCAGACAAGGCAGCAAGAUCAAUGAGAUUCGCCAGGUGUCGGGAGCUCACAUCAAGAUAGCCAGUGCCACGGACGGAUCGCCCAUGCGCCAAGUCACAAUCAUAGGCUCUCCUACCAGCAUCAGUGUGGCACACUACCUCAUCAAUGUCAGCUUAGAGAUGGCUAAAUACACCAUGCAGGCUGCUUCCUCUGCGUCAUCUGUUGACCUCAACAAUAUGAGCUUCUCUCAGUCUGCUCCCACUGUCUCCACACCCACCUCUCUGGCUGUCAUGGCCGCCACCACCCAAGUCCCUGGUACCAUUAACAUGCACUCCCCCUCCACCUUACAGUCCAUCCCCACCCAGCACUAUGCCGUCCCCGUUUCCAGUCUGCUUGGCAUGAAAACGCUCCCUAUGCUGGCUAUGCACCCAGCAGCUGCCUCAGGGCUCCUGCAAGGUCUAUCCCCUUACACCACUAAGAUUCCUACUGCUGGCAUGAAAAAAACUGAGCGCCAGAAGUUUGCCCCAUAUUGACAUAUGGGAUAAGAAUUGAAUUCCCCUUCCAAAAACACGUUUGGGGUCAGUACUGCAUAACACUUGUUCCCUGUUGCAAAGCUUGAUUAAGAUAUAUUGACUGUAUGCAGAGGCCUCAUGCCCGUAGGGGGGACAGGGGCGUGUUCCCCCUCAGAUUUGUCUUGUUGAAAAAUACGUUGCUGUUGUUUCUCUGUGAUACUACCAGCCACCUAGCAAUUUUAUGAAGUUGGCUUUAGGUAGCACAGAUAGGUUCCCAAUCUCCUACCCUCAUUACUAGCUACCAAGGAUUGCAGGAUAUAGCUUUCAGCUGUUUGACACACACACACACACACACAGACACACACACACAGACACACACACAGACACACACACACACACACACACACACACACACACACACACACACACACACACACACACACACACACACACACACACACACACACACACACACACACACACACACACACACACACACACACACACACACACACACACACACACACACACACACACACACACACACACACACACACACACACAGUAGUGUAACAGUAUUGUUUGCAACUGUAACUAAAGCGAAAUACCUACUUGUGUGUCAGAACAUACACAACAAUACACAGGCGUUUCUCAAACUCACAGAAACAGCGGAUCCUUCCAGCAGAACCGUUUUCUCAGAUAUGAUGUACUGUGUUUUGUUUUGAAUCGCUGUAAACAGUUGGCCAAUGAUGUGGUUAGGAAAAAGCCAGUUCCAAACCAGAAUUGACGUUGUACCAGCUGCAUUCUAUCGGUAGGGUAACUGUUAGACAACACUUUACUUGACACCCAAGUGUCAAGUAUUAUGACAUGGCCAUAACCAUGUCAUAAUAUGUCAUAACAGCUGACAUAAUGUGUAACACUGUCAUGACCCAUAUAUUUACACCUCUUGUAACAUAUAUUGCGUUAUUUUAUGGCUGGUUAUGACACCUACAUCAGCAUGUCAAAACCCACAUUUAUUCAAAUGAGUUUUUUCACUGCCGAGACGUUUCUUUCUUAAAUCCUUUGUUGUUGUGGUAAUAUAUUUUUGUUUACAGUCAUGCUUCUUUUUUAUCGUAAUGAUCUCGUAGAAAAUGAAGUUUAUUGCACUGCCGUGAAGCAUGAUGACCUCCCUGUGACACUUUACGUGGACUAAGAAAAUACAAUUUAUGAAACUGUCACGAAGCAUCACGACCAUCAUAAUCAUACAAGCCAGAUCGGCCUAUCACGUACAUGCCCUGAUAUCAGUCAUCAAUCAAAAAGAGGGUGUCUUGUCCUGCUCCUGCAAUCUGAUCGUGCAUUCAUCCCAGGCAUCAGCAACAGAGCAUUGGGGUAGGUGCACGUCCGACAUCAAUGUGUGCGCAAUUCAAAUUCUAAUCGAACAUGGUCCAUUUUUUAAAUAUUUUUUUAAAUAUCACAUACAUAAACAUACUGUUGACACGUAGGCUAGGAUGUAAUGGAAUGUUUUGCCUUGUGUGGUAGCUUUUGAGUGUUUUGACACUCUUAUGUAGGUAUCAUAACCAGCCAUAAAAUAACGCAAUAUAUGUCACAGCAGGUCUAAAUCUAUUAUAACAGGUUAUGACAAGUUAUGUCAGCUGUUUAUAACCGCGAACGUGAACAUUUAUGACGCUGGUUGUCAAGUAAAGUUAUUACAGUGAAGUUUACUGUAACAAUGGUUUUUCCGCUUGGUCAUGUUUUUUCCUCCUCCUCCAAUAGGCUCUCGUCAGUGGUUACAGACUUGGGUGCUCUGUAGUAUUGUUGCACAUGCAGUGCUGAAGGGAUUACUCUAAAGCCACGUUGGAUUCUUGUGGCUUUGAAUCUACACAAAAACCCUGUAGAGUGGGACUGGCCUAACUAAUUCCUAUUGUUCUGUUUUUGCCACUUGGUUUUCUCAGAACUGAAGUCAAAAUGAACAAACCUCUACAGUCCAAUUCAUAUUCCACUCUGCUCUCAAUAUCUGUGGUUGAUGCAGCACACUAUUGUAACCACGUUAUGUUGAUGCUCGUGUUUUUAAUUAGGUUCCACUCUCAGCUUUGUUGAUGAGCUCUUAUGAUUUGUUAUAUUUGUCCCAGACAUGAAAUUACUUUUAAAUAAAUCAAGCUUUUUACGAAUAC